This is a messenger RNA of Cylindrotheca closterium, 1044 nucleotides long. NCBI's taxonomy places the organism in Eukaryota, Bacillariophyta, Bacillariophyceae, Bacillariales, Bacillariaceae. The record is from the annotation of a GenBank genome assembly.
AUGAACAGUGACGACGAAACCCUACAAAGCAAAGACUCUAAUACUGGCCCGGAGGUAGAUCUAGAUAUAUUGCCUGCAACUGCCGAAGAAGUCUUCAAUCUUGAUCCAUAUUCUUGCUGGGAAGGAACAAUCCGCACUGUGCUUUCUGGGACGAGAGACAAGGACUCGCCUCUAAAGAUUCUUCGUGAGCACGAGUCCACGCUAGUUCGCUUCAUCCGUUCCUAUCUCACAAACGAAUUCGCAAGUCACUUGACGCUGACCUUUCCCUCCAUACUCGUUGAAGAAAAGGACGAAGAUAUUCUCGCUCGUAUAGAAUCCUUUCAAGAAUAUUGGCGUGGCUAUCCAAAUGAAUAUGAUGCUGGCGGUGUCGCGUUCAUGCGUCUCAGCUCGAUCGAAUUUCCUCCACCAGCGGAUCGUAAUGUUAAUAUGCUUCCAUUCAUCUUUGGAAGCCAGGAUUCCCUUCCAAGAGACCUCCAAUGUUAUUAUCCUCUAGUUGCAAAAUGUCCAUUCAAUAAAGAUGAGAUCGGACAAGUGGGGUACCUAACGGUGCAUGAAAGCUUUGUCGAUGCAACAAAGGCUCAAAGACGCGAAGGUCUGCACAUUGAGACUCCUGGAAUUUUUCGAAGUGCCAAACGAGCGGCAAAGUUUAUACCAGGGCAAGAAACAUCAUGGGGAUGGGGUAGAUAUUCUCCUAAUCGAUACGAUGGGGGGAUAUGCAUGGCCUCUAGUGUGAGCAAUACUAGCAAAGUUUGGGACGCCCUUGUCGACAAGAAAUGCCCUAAUAUUGUCGACAAGCACGGUGGCUGUGAGCACCUGCGCUCGCUCAUAGGUAAAGGUACAAAGCUAAAAGCUGGGGAGCUCAUUUGGAUGACUGAUUGUACUCCGCACGAAGCACUAUGUCAGGAAACAUCAGGCUACCGUCAGUUUUUUCGUGUGGUGUCGUCCUAUGUAUCUCAUUGGUAUGAGGAUCACUCCACGCGAAACCCAAAGGUUGAUCUACCAGCUCGGGUAAAGGUUAUCAAAGGAAACAAGUUUGAAGAGUAG